AAGGGUGAGAUUGUAAGUACUCAGCUUAGGCACAGAUCACCACUGGACAGGGCAGAGAGAAGAGGGUGGAGAGAGAGGAGAAGAAGGGAAAAGUUUAAAACAAGUAGUAAAAGAAUGGGCAACUAGGGUAUUAAACUUUAUUUUAGUAACCUGAAAGCCUCCUAAAGAAAGGGAAAGAAAGUACAAUAGAAAAUAGAGUAGGUGUGAGGUAUGGGCUGUACAGUUUUUCGUGUUAUUCUGGUGUCCUCACUGCUGUGUCUCUAUGGGGUGCAGACACAGGACUUGACAGAGCGGGAUGCACUCUGCAGGGAGGAUGGGUGCUUUGUGCUCCAUUUUCAGCGCAAGAUCUUCCUGGAGGCUUGGCGGAGCUGCAAGGAACACGGGGGCAAUCUGGCCACCAUCAGGCACCCAAAGGAAGCAGCAAUAGUGAAGGAGCUCUUUUCAAAUGUGGAACUGAGACAGCAUCACAGAGGCAAAGCAAAUAUCUGGAUUGGCCUUCAGAGACAGCCCCGACAAUGUGCAACCAACCGUCCCCUGCGUGGCUUCUCGUGGGUCACUGGAGAUCAGGACACCCAGUACACCAACUGGCUACAGGAGGACUCGGCCAGUUGCUCAUCUCCACGAUGUGUGGUGAUGCCUUAUAGCACUGCGGCCCAUGAGCAAGGGCAUAAUCUGAAAUGGAAAGACGGACCUUGUUCGAUUUCAGUGGAUGGCUACCUGUGCAGGUAUAACUUCCAAGGCAUGUGUACAGCUAUUGCUAGCGAGGGAGGUGGGAAUGCACUGUAUAGUACCCCUUUUAACCUGCUGAGUACCCUCUUAACACAUAUCCCGUUUGGAUCGGUAGCAGCUGUGCCUUGUCCUGCUAAAGAUGACCAGUCAGUUCUGUGUACACAAAAGGAAGACGGAACUGUUGGCUGGAACAGGGAACCACCUUUUUGCUCUGAUACUCCUAAGACAAGUUGGUGCGAUAAAGAUAAUGGAGGUUGCCAUCACUUCUGCGUCGAGAAUGACUCGCACUACUAUUGUGAUUGUAAUAAUGGCUAUCUCCUGGCUGAGGAUGGGGUAAGUUGCUUUCUGUCUGACCCUUGCAAUGGGGCUCCAUGUGAGUUUGAGUGCUUGCGUGUGAUGGAUGGCUACCGCUGCGCUUGUCCUGAUGGCUACAUGCUGGCACCUGAUGAACGGGGCUGUGUAGAUGUCGAUGAAUGCCUACAGAGUCCAUGUGAGCAUAUCUGUGUAAAUGCACCUGGAACCUUUGAGUGUCGCUGCCGAGGUGGCUACCGACAAGAUGAAGAGGGUGUCUGUGAAGAUGUGGAUGAGUGUUUGGACAACCCAUGUGCUCAUGAGUGUGAGAACACACUGGGCUCCCAUAUUUGCCACUGCCAUCUUGGUUUUGCCCCACUACAAGAGGACCAGAGUCAAUGUCACGACAUUGACGAAUGUCAAAUCGAAGGAUGUGAACGUAUGUGCAUCAAUUAUGACGGAGGCUUUGAGUGCUACUGUGAAGAAGGUUAUACUCUUCAAGCUGACCAGUAUUCCUGCAGACCCAUUGGGGAGGAUAUGGAGACUCCUUCAACCACCUUCUCCAACCCAUGGAUUACUCUCAACCCUAUUUGGGAAGCAGAGGAUCCUGCCUUCCCAUGGCACCCUCCACCUGAUUCUGACUGGAACUGGCAGACUGAGCUGCCCAAUGUGGAGACAGUUCCGACAGACCUGAUUUCGACAACUGAAGAGGAACCCGAAACCACUACACUGACUGAAAGCUCCCUUGAGGUCAUUAAUGUUGAUGUUGACCUUAAUCCAGAGCAACCAGUUCAUAAUGCUUUUUUUCCACCGGCAAUUCUGACGCCCACACCAGACUAUUAUGAGGAUGAGAGCACCACCGUUCCCACAGUCCACCCUUCCCCCACAGCUUCAGGCGGCGCUUGGAAUUGGCUCUGGUUCAGCUCAACCCAAACAAAGCCUGAGACACAGGAAACUGCAAAAAACCCUUUCAACAUUUUUGGAGAACAUGGGUCCUUUGAACAAGACCAUGACAAUCCUAACAUGUAUGAUGAUAAAUCAGUCACCUUUGGUCCAGUCCAACAAACUUCCACCCUUUUCUCAAUUCAGUCACGAGUAAUAGAGGACGUCAUUAUUGAUAAUGAGAACAGCAGCAACCAGAGCCAAGGAACCAGCUGGUUGCUAAUUGGAUUGCUAGUGCCACUUUGCAUCUUCAUUGUGCUGAUGGUGGUCCUGGGCAUUAUCUAUUGUACUCGCUACACAGUUAAACCACAGAACAAGAACACCAGCGAUUGUUAUCAUUGGAUUGCUGGUGCUGGUGAUAAAGCAGCUGCUGACAUAUCUGGUAGUGUAACUAAAUCUCAUGUUUAAGAACGUAGGACUGUGACAGGACAGUGUGAAAUAUGUAAAUAAACUUUGUUUUGUAACUUCACAGAAGCAAGAGUUCCAAAAGGAAUUUGAUGAAUUGAGGGUAGCGCCCCAUC
Puntigrus tetrazona (Sumatra barb) is the source of this 2483-nucleotide messenger RNA. RefSeq names its product CD248 molecule, endosialin a (gene cd248a). NCBI's taxonomy places the organism in Eukaryota, Metazoa, Chordata, Actinopteri, Cypriniformes, Cyprinidae. The record is from RefSeq and is a predicted model, not a curated record. Gene Ontology annotation, cellular component: extracellular matrix; external side of plasma membrane. Gene Ontology annotation, biological process: cell migration. Gene Ontology annotation, molecular function: calcium ion binding; extracellular matrix protein binding; extracellular matrix binding.